GCGAAGCGCGCCUUCAUACUUAGUAAACUAGACUAUUCGGUUACUGAUUACGAAUAUACGAAUACGAUAUACACGGCAAUUGCGGUUGGCUCUAAUCACUCCUCGAGUCCAUCAUAGGCUCGAGCUUAAAUAUUCCGCAAAGCGGCCGACAUUUGCAUAAUCAGAUCGACAAACAUAGUCAUUAUUAUUAGACGCUCGUUAACAAUUACCCGGUCUCGCGCGUCCACGUGGGUGUCUAGUGCACAUAACGAUAAAUCGAAUGAGAAAAAAACCUGUUUGCGAUCUAGCAUACACCGAACCAAUUUACGCAGCUGACAAGUCUAUAAAACAGCCGUCGAUUCCAGUCUGGAUUUCUGAAAGGGGAACAUCAGUAGCUCGUGAAUAGCAGCCGAUGAAACUAUAACAUUACGCGCGGCAAAAAGACUAAAUACGCGGUGAGCAGUGUACGUGCAUUUUUGUUAUUUUUCCAUCGUCACGAGAGCUCAAUUUGAAUUUCGGCAAAAAAGCGCUGCUUGCGAAAAAAACUUGUUCUGAUUUGCCAUUCGAUCAUCGCGGAGUUUAUAUAUAUAUUUUUUUCAUAUUUCUCGCCUCUUUGUUAUUGCGCGCAAACGUCAAUUCGGCUGCUCCAUCGACGAUUCAGCUCUCGCGAAAACAUUCGCAUCAAUCGUGCAGCAUUUCAAUAUAAUCGUCUGCGCAUUAUUUACGAAAACAAAGUGUCAUCCUCGCCAAUCAGUGCGAGUAUAAACUUCGGUAAAUCCCAGAGCCGACGACCUGAUGGAUCGCUGGCGCGGCAAAGUGGCCCUGGUAACGGGCGCAGCCUCGGGAAUUGGAGCGUCGAUUUCGCGCCGAUUGCUCGAUGCGGGCCUUGUCGUAGUCGGCUUGGAUGUUCAGAUCGAGCCGAUGCUGGAAUUGCAGAGUCAAAACCAAGGCUUUCACGCGAUUCGAUGCGACGUCUCGCGCGAGGAGGAGCUCGUGAGAGCUUUUAAGAAGGUCGACAGCGAGAUCGGCCAGCUGCAGGUGAUGGUUAACAAUGCUGGGAUCACUAAUUAUACGCCUAUUAUUGAGAGCGACAGACAGACUUUCGAGAGGAUGAUAAAUAUUAAUGUUCUCGCAAUGGCUAGUUGCAUAUCAAAGGCGGUUCAGAUGAUGAGAGCAAAUAAAGUGGAAGGCCAUAUCUUCAACACCAAUAGCGUCUUGAGCCACGAGAUACCCAUGGGACCGAUCGAUGGAGUCGACGGCUGGAACCUGUACCCCAGCAGCAAGCAUGCGACUCUCGCGAUGACGCACACGGUUCGCCGCGAAAUCAGCCGAGCUGGCCUGCCCAUAAGGAUUACGAGUAUCAGCCCGGGUCUUGUAAAAACUCAGAUAACGAGUCACACCCAAGAGCUGAAGGAUUUAUUUGACAAAGAAGCAGCUCUCGAUCCGACUGACAUCGCAGACGCACUAAUCUACGCCUUGGGCAUUCGACCAGAAGUUCAGAUCACAGAAAUUACCGUCCAAAGAACGGGAGAGCUGUAAAUAUGAUUUUCUCAUAUUCACAUACUCGUAAAGAAAAGUAUUCAUCAGUACAGUUAUUGUUAUUUAUCACGAGGUAAAUUGUAAAAACAAAAACAAGUUCCUCUCCGAGUUUAGACUGUACAAAUGGACCGUUCAGGAAAUUUUACCUCCGAAAAAAUUACAUCGAUGAUAAAAGCGCAAGUGUCUUUGUACAUUCAUUAUCAAGCGCCGCUGGUUUCGCGCGCUUCUUUAUUUGAGAUCCCUUCGAUAUGCUGGCUUCCCUCUUUUAAAGAUUAUUGGUUGUUUUGUGCAUAAAUUAGACUACAAACGGGCGCGCAAAGCUCUUUAAAUUUAUUCGAAUUUCGAUUGUUCUUUGCGGGUGGUGAUAAGGUCAAUUGUGUUCGUUCGGUUAUCAGUAUAGAGGGAAAGCUGGAAUGCAAAUUGCAUAAGGAAUGAAUAGUAUAAGAUAGAUAUUAGCAUAUGUAAAUUGAAUAUAUCAAUGUAAAAAUAAACAACAAAUAAUUAAAAGGAGUCUAUACUUAAAGACAUAGUAACGAGUCAAACAUAA
Nasonia vitripennis (jewel wasp) is the source of this 2065-nucleotide messenger RNA. Its product is annotated as farnesol dehydrogenase. The coding region runs from base 775 to 1518 and encodes 247 amino acids. Gene Ontology annotation, molecular function: oxidoreductase activity. Lineage: Eukaryota; Metazoa; Arthropoda; Insecta; Hymenoptera; Pteromalidae. The transcript is spliced from 5 exons. The record is from RefSeq and is a predicted model, not a curated record.